AUGGGUCCCAAGGCUGUGCAAUAUAUCAACCAGCUGGACCAUGCCCGCUGCGACGGUAACUGGGACCUGGUCCCGGAGCUCGUUCGCAAAGUCCGCAAGCAUGCUCCCGAUAGAGCUUGCCUCGCGCUGACCGCCGAAACCGAAUGCGCCAUUGCGAAGACGACGGGAGCAGCAGCUCAUACAAAUAACGAAAGUCGACCAACCACUGCCGUUAACACUGGCGAUAUUAAUGUUGCGGACCAACUACCGAAGCUCGAGGCGGCGAUUGAUGAGGAAGCUGCACACGAGAACGACAGAUUCCAGGCCGAGGUAUGCGCAGGCUGGUUGCACUGGACACUGGGAGACUACAACCAAUGUGUUACUCGACUACCCGAGAAUAACUUGACGGAAGGAGAGAUCAAUCCAGCCGAUAAGAAUGCUGAAUGGUCAAGCGUCUGCGCGCUCAAAGCCGCAUACCUCAGGGCUAAUUGCCUUGCGCGUAGUGGUGAGUCGAAGCAGGCCUUGAUUUCUUACCGAGCCGGUCUUCCAUCUCUUGGACGAGUGUGGGCAGAACACGGAAUAGGACGACAACUUCGAUACUGGUCAGAGUUGUUUCUUACCGAAUACUGCAUGCUCGCCGGCAACGCGUAUCAAAACAACGAAAUUCUGCAGGUUGAUGCUGACUCAUUGUCCGGUUAUCGUGCCUGGGCAAGAUUCUGGGAUACCAUGUCUACACCUGUGACGGGAGGAUACGGCUUUAAGGGGUCCGUACCUAGGAGGACGGUCUGGAAGGAGUACUACACCGCUCUCUCACAGAUUCUCGAGUCCGAUCAGCCCUUUCCAACUGGGUUUGUGAGCAAUACGGCUGGCGACCUUUCACCGCGAAGUCAGCUGCGAAUAGAACUCAAGCAUGCUGAAGCUACAUACCAGGCUCUCCUAUUGGGGGAAACGUCCUUCCCUAGAGCUGAAGAUGAGCGUGAGGAAGUUGAAUGGUUUGUCAAUCAAGUACUACGGAACUGGACUAUUCUCUGCGGGCGAGGGUGGAGCGAAAAAGACCUCGGCCAAGGUGGAAGAGGCAUCUUGAGUCGCGGAGUUCUCGACAUUCUUUACAAUGCAGCCAUGAAGACUUACCACUCGACAUCCAUUCUGCGCUCAUUAUUCCUCGUCCACCUUUCCGUUGCCGAAUUCGAUCUCGCUUUCAAGGCUUUCGACUCAUAUCUUGAGAUUGUCAAGAAGGGUAAGGCCCGUGUUGACAAGACUGGACACAUUGAACCUAGUCUGGACGACGAUGCCACAGUGCUCGAGACGAUCGCUCAAUGCAUCCUUGCUCUUUGCAGAUAUGGCCAACAUCCUGCCGCUGAAAAGGCGUACCAUCUUGGAUUGGAGUUGGAGGACUGGCUGGCCAAGCUACCUCAACUUACCUCCCAAGACAACCCUACGCCGGUCAUUUCAGAACAUGACGAACUCAACGCGCCACACCCUCCUGUGCCACCUCAUACUAUCGCUCUGGCAUGGCAAGCCAUCGGUCUGUCUCAGGCCAACUGGUCAAGAAUCACAUAUGAGGCCUCCGCAAGGACCGAGAUCCAGCAAAAAGCAAUUCGAUGCCUAAGGAAAUCUCUAUCAGCUGACCUUGGACGAUCGAAAGACAUCAGGAGUUUCUAUGCUCUUGGUUUGCUCCUAGCUGAGCGACGAGAACUGACUGCUGCGAUCGAGACUGUAAGAACCGCCUUGACAGCAAGCAAGGAUCAGGAAGAAAACUACGAUUUGGUAUAUGGACCAUACUGGCAAGAACGAUCUUUGAUCCCUGUGUGGCAUCUCCUGGCUCUUCUCCUCAGUGCUCGACAAGACUACAGCAUGGCCUCAAGGGCAUGCGAGGGUGCUCUGGAGCAGUUCAAGGAUAAUACUAUCUUGUUUGGAAAGGCUGAUCAGGCGUUCAGGAGCGAGCACCUAAAUGAAGCAGAGAAGGGCGCCGCAUCAGAGGACCGACACGGUCUAGUUGAUGACAUGGAUGAUGCGGAGAAGGAGAGCAUUCUGGAAGUGAAGAUGACGCAGCUUGCAUUGAUUGAGUUGAAUGAUGGUCCUGAUGUGGCUGUGAAUGCUAGUUUUGAGCUGUUGACACUAUUCUCGAGAUUGUUUGGAAAUGUUGCUGCAUCACCAACACUCAACCCCCCCAAAGCUCUGGAACCACCAAAGACUUCUGGUACGCUUAGGAGCAUCAGGGGAACUAUUUUCGGUGGCGCCGAUAGAUCGAGACCGCCUACGAGACAGGUCUAUGCUCCUCCUGGCGACAGAAACCCCCGACCCCAGACUGCGGCAACAGUGCGAAGUAGUGCACCGACUAUUCAGGUUACUGGAGAUACCGGAUCCGCAGCAGAAUCGCGGCCACGAACAUCGGCGUCUUCUGUCCGUCGCAAUAGGAGUGCUACGGGUAGAAGCAAUAGCCUUCAGAAGCGUGAGCGAAGCCACAGCCGACAGCGAUCUUCCAGUAUUGGAGCUAUCGGAGCUUCACAUGGACCUACAGUUGUCGAUGGCGAUGUAUUCUUUACACCAGCAAAUGUUGAAGACCAAGAGAAGGAGCAACAGUCAGACUUCUUCACAUACUCGAGUAAACGACAAUCCGCCAGCAGAGGUUCAUCUUUCAGAAAGCAACGUCCGAUUGGACACCUCAACUCUUAUCUUUCCACACAAUCUAAGUCUACUGACUACUCUGAGCUAUCAGUCGACAACGCUUACGCCUCUACCUGUAUCCUGCCUUUGAUCCACUUCCCUAAGGACAAGGAACGAUCUCAGCGAGCCGCCCUCUUAAUUCGAGUUUGGCUUAUGAUUGCCGGUUUCUACCGCCGCGCAGGUAUGAAGGACGACUGCAAGGGGGCUGUCACAGAGGCACAACGACUCAUUCAGAGUCUCGAGUCCGAUCUGGCUAGAGAUCCUUCAGGCUCUGGCGCCCUAAAAAGUCUUGGCUGGGCUGAAAAGAAGAGUGUUGAGGAUCUCUGGAGUGACUUAUACGCAGAGCUUGGACAAUUAUCUUUGUCUAAAGGAGCACCAUACACAGCUCGCAGUGACUUUGAGACCGCUUUGACGCAUACGCCAAACCAUCCCAGCGCCAUUGUCGGACUCUCCAACAUUCUGCUCGAUAUUUACAGUGAAGAUCUCCUUCCGCCAUCCCCUAUCCCUCCUCUGGACGACCCCUUUAAUCCCAAUGCUGGUAACGACCUUGUCCCGGCUUCAAGUAGUUAUGAUGUCCCCUCCCUCCCAUCCACGCCACUUGGCCUCGGCCCUGCAAACACGCAAUCUACUCCCAAGCCACCAAUGGACGCCGACGAGCUACCUGUCGCCUAUAAGGCAACACGCCUGCCCCUUGUCGAUCGUCUCGCUGCCCGCGAUCGUGCAUACGCACUGCUUUCUACGCUCACUAAACUCGGCUCCAGCUGGAACUCAUCCGAAGCAUGGUUUACUCUGGGCCGCGCCUAUGAGGAGAGUGGACAGCCUGAGAAGGCCAAGGAAGUGCUUUGGUGGUGUGUGGAACUUGAAGAAGGAACCGGUGUUCGAGAUUGGCGCUGCUUGACUGGUGGAGGUUAUAUUAUCUAG
Messenger RNA from Fusarium coffeatum, 3567 nucleotides. RefSeq lists its product as uncharacterized. The record is from RefSeq and is a predicted model, not a curated record. The coding region runs from base 1 to 3567 and encodes 1188 amino acids. NCBI's taxonomy places the organism in Eukaryota, Fungi, Ascomycota, Sordariomycetes, Hypocreales, Nectriaceae. The transcript is spliced from 4 exons. Gene Ontology annotation, molecular function: protein binding.